GGCAAGGAGCAUUUAUUCUGCAGAAUUUACCAGCAUGCAGGGAUCACAACAAAAUGGCAAUGACUUGAGGGGCUUGCAAGGCCCCCUUUUAUGCAGGCCUAUGGGAAUUCUCCAGAAGGAUUAGGUAACCUCUAAUAUUAUUGGUAGGGGUCAAAGCAGUAACAUUAGUACCAUUUUCAUUGGUUGCUAAGUUAGUUCUAUUAUGAUUGGUGAGACCUUGAAGAAUUUUGGAAACCAGCUCAGUUCUGGCCUUGUGAUCUCCAGCUAGGUGUCUCAGGAGCUGACUCGGCUCCAGACUCAUCCUCCCUCAGUCAGGCCAUAGUUGGCUCAAGGUCCUUUGUCAGUGACUCCUUCUGAGAAGCCCAGUAUGCUUCCUAGGGAAUUGAAAAUUUUAUUCCCAAGGUUUCCAGACCUCUCAGUAAGAACGUAAAAGAAAAGAACCUAACGUCCCAUCAUCGGGCCUUAAGAAUAAGUAAGAUGUAUUGGGCAACUGUGAUCAGCUUUCCACUUGGAAUGUUUUCACAUGAGUUAUCACUUGAUCCUCACAUGAGAUUUAUAAAGACCCAUUAUCUGCAGUUUACAGUGGUUUCAUGCCCAGAGUUUAAGUGGAAACCACCAGACGCUGCCUCUUACUACAAGCUAGCCCCACAGGUAGAGGCAAUGCAGGGACAGGUCACAUACUAUGUCCCCUAAAUCUUCACUAGGUCUCUCAUCCCAGGAGCUGACCUCUAGGGCAAAGGACAAAGGGGAGGGGGCCUUGAUAGGUUAAUCAUUAACCCUCUGCACCUCUGGACACCACAGGAAGAGAAAGGCCACCACCUAGCUGGGUGAGGUGUGCCAGCGAUGGCCAUGGGGGUCUUACUGUCCCCAGCCCUGGGACGCUGGUUUCGCCAUGCAAUUCCUUUCGCUAUCUUCAUGCUGUUACUUCUUUACACCAGUGUAUGGCUCUUCCAUGAGUGGCCCUUUGCGGUACCAGUUCAGAGAACCCAGCAGUCUGGCCUGUGGGAACUCAAGCUCCCUUCUUCUCCAGUCUUCACCUCCCUGCUUCCCUUCACUGCAGGUGUCUUACCAGGCUGCAGCCCUGGGGUGCAGUCCUGCAAUCCAGAGGGACCGCUACCUUCCCAGAUUGGCCCAGCGCUCAGACCCCUAGUGGUCCCAGAGAAGGAAGAGCCUCCCUGUCUGGGGCCUCAUGGGGGGCUGGGUCGCAUGGUGAGCCCCUUCCUGGCCUGUAUGAGCCCUGAAGGGGAUGUGGUGUUGUCUCAGUAUCUGGCAGGAUGGCGAGAACUACUUAGGUUCCUAACUCCCCUUGGCUCUGUCUUCGCCUUUGCCACCAGCGAGGCCUUCAACAAGGUGACGGACCUCGAGGCUCGAGUGCAAGGCCCCGAUGCUUCGCACUACACAUCGCUGAUGACUAUGGCGACGUGGGAGCGGCGAACAGAAUUGCUAAAGAGUCUGGGGACCGAACCUCCGCACCCAGCGGGGCCCUCGGGCUCUCGAACGCUGCUUUUGCUGCAUCGCGCGCUGCGCUGGUCCCAGCUCUGCCUCCACAGGGUGGCGACAGGGACGACCGGAGGUCCAGAUGCCGGCACGCAGUGCGGGGACGCCUACAACACAGCCCUGGCCCCGCACCAUCCAUGGCUUAUCCGUCAGGCCGCUCGCCUAGCGAUCUUGACCCUCCCGAGUCGCGGUCGCCUGCUCCAACUGGCGUGUCCCGGAACCGGAGAGGCGGACGCGCGGGUUGCUUUGGCCCGGGCCGCCCGCGUCCUGGAGGAUGUGUACAAUCGUACCCAGGGCCUGCUGGCAGGCCACGGCCUGCUCCAGCUGGUUUGAUGGCCGCGGCAUCAGGAGACUGAUCAGGAAAGCAUUUCUGGGGAGGGAUCUACGUACUAUGUUAUCGGUGGCCCGGGUAGCGGUCCUCCUCCGUGACGUCACCACAGUUAAGGCCCGCCCUCCAGUAGAGCGGGCCCCAGUGAUGUAUGAGAUCCUCUCAUCUUCAGCCUCAGGAAGCUGGAAGAAGCAAUGAGGAAUAAAGAAUUCUUUAGUAGCUGUCGGCAUCCGGCGUUAUGUAUGAUGACUGUAGAAUUAGCUUAAGGUGGGGGCUGGGGGUGUGUGUCGGGAA
Arvicanthis niloticus (Nile rat) is the source of this 2119-nucleotide messenger RNA. RefSeq names its product glycolipid transfer protein domain containing 2 (gene Gltpd2). Gene Ontology annotation, cellular component: membrane; cytosol; cytoplasm. The record is from RefSeq and is a predicted model, not a curated record. Lineage: Eukaryota; Metazoa; Chordata; Mammalia; Rodentia; Muridae. Gene Ontology annotation, molecular function: ceramide 1-phosphate transfer activity; ceramide 1-phosphate binding. Gene Ontology annotation, biological process: ceramide transport; intermembrane lipid transfer.